CGUCGCGAGUGAGAGGGCGUUGGGGCUGCGUGCGCUCGUUUCCAUACCAUUUACCCUUCCAUAGCCCGGCCUAUCGUCCUUUCCUUCACGUCCUUUGCCUUUCAAGUGAAAUCUGACCUAGCUUUCAAUAAUGAGCAAGUUGUACGUUGGUAACCUGCCGGCCGACGCUACGGAAUCGAAUCUACGCCAGCUUUUCCAGGAACAUGGUCUAAAUUGCACUGGUGUGUUGGUGAAGCGCGGUGGAUACGCAUUCGUGGACUGUGCAGACCAAAGUGUUGCUGACCGGUCGAUAGACAAAUUAAACGGCUUCAAUUUUAUGGGGAUGCCGCUGCUGGUGGAGCCCUCCGUCUCGCCCGCCGCCGGAGCCCGGAAAGGGGUCAUGAACCAGAUGAACGACCACGGCAUGAACGGAGGAGGCGGCGGCGGCGGGGGCGGGGGCGGCGGCCCGGCGCUGGACGGUCUGGGCGGUGGCGGCGGCGGCGGGCGGCCGCCCCGGGCCCGGCCCGCCGGCCGACCUGGCAUGCCGUUCGGCGCGCUGUCGGGCCAGCCGGCGCCCCAGGCCGACUUUCCGCUGCGUAUCCUGGUCAACAGCGAGAUGGUGGGCGCCAUCAUCGGUCGGCAGGGCAACACGAUCCGGCAGAUCACACAGAGCACCCGCGCCAGGGUUGAUGUGCAUAGAAAGGACAACACUGGCUCCUUAGAGAAGGCCAUUACGAUAUAUGGCAACCCAGAGAACUGUGAUAAUGCGUGCAAGAAAAUCAUUGAAGUCAUGAUGCAAGAGGCGGCCAAUACAAAUAAGGGGGAAGUGCCGCUGAAAAUACUGGCCCACAAUAACCUGAUCGGACGGAUCAUCGGCAAGGGCGGCAACGUAAUCAAACGAGUGAUGGAGGAGACCGACACGAAAAUCACCGUGUCCAGUGUGGCCGACAUCAACAGCUUCAACCUGGAGCGGACCAUCACCAUCAAGGGCGGCCUGGAGGGUAUGUCGGACGCCGAGCGGCUGGUGGUGGCCAAGCUGCGCCAGAGCUACGAGAACGACCUGCAGGCGCUGGCGCCGCAGUCCAUCAUGUACCCGGGCCUGCACCCCAUGGCCAUGAUGUCCACCAUCGGUCUGGGCUUCAGCCGCGGCGCGCCGGGUCUGUACGGCGCCGGGCCGGCGGCCUACCCGCCCGUCUACCCGAGCGGGCCGGCCGGCCAGCAGCCGGCGCCCGCCUCCGAGACCGUCUGCCUGUACGUGCCCAGCGCCGCCGUCGGAGCCAUCAUCGGCCGCAAGGGCAACUACAUCCGCAACAUGAUCCGCUUCAGCGGCGCCUCGGUCAAAAUCGGCCAGCAGGAGGAGGAGGGCGGCGGCGGCGGCGGCGGCGGUUCGCCGGGCGCGCGCCACUCGCCGCCGCCGCCCACGGACGGCUCCGAGCCCGGCGGACACAAGGCGCCGCUGCUGGAGCACGUAGCGGAGAGGAAGGUGACCAUCUACGGCACGCCCGAGGCGCAGUGGAAGGCGCAGUUUUUGAUAUUUGACAAGAUGCGAGAGGAGGGCUACGGCGUCGGGAUCGAGGACGUCCGGCUGCCGGUGGAGCUGACCGUGCCCAGCUCACAGGUGGGCCGCAUCAUCGGCAAAAAGGGCCAGAACGUGCGCGAGCUGCAGCGCUCCACGGGCACCGUCAUCAAGCUGCCGCAGCCGCCCGAGGACGGCCUGGCGCCCGAGGAGACGGUCGUGCACAUGGUGGGGCCCUUCUACUCGGUGCAGUCGGCGCAGCGGCGUAUCCGGGCGCUGGUGGCGCAGGGCGCGCCGCCGGCCGGCCGGCCACCGCGCGCGCCCCUAUCGCCGCCGCCGCAGCCGCUCAUCUAGUGACGCUCCCGCCGCCGCAGCUGCCGCCACCACCGACCACCGGCCACCACCGACCGACGCCCAGCCUCUGCCACUCUCUCCUCUGUCCGCCGCCACCUCCAGCCGACCAUCGGGACCGGCCGGGGGCGCCUCAGCCCUUCAGCCGACCCUCAGGACCGGCCGGGGGCGCCGCGCCCCCCAGCCGACCAUCGGGACCGGCCGGGGGCGCCUCAGCCCUUCAGCCGACCCUCAGGACCGGCCGGGGGCGCCGCGGCCCCCAGCCGACCAUCGGGACCGGCCGGGGGCGCCUCAGCCCUUCAGCCGACCCUCAGGACCGGCCGGGGGCGCCGCGGCCCCCAGCCGACCAUCGGGACCGGCCGGGGGCGCCUCAGCCCUUCAGCCGACCCUCAGGACCGGCCGGGGGCGCCGCGGCCCCCAGCCGACCAUCGGGGCCGGCCGGGGGCGCCUCAGCCCUUCAGCCGACCCUCAGGACCGGCCGUGGGCCCUCCAGCCCUUCAGGACCGACCGGGGACCCUCCAGCCGAGCCUCAGGACCGGCUGGGGGCGCCGCGACCCUCCAGCCGUCCCUCAGAACCAGCAGCGCCCAGCGGCCGGCCGGGGGCGCCAUCGUGCGCCCCCGUGCCACCGCCACCGCCACAGCACGACCGGAUAACAGCUAGCUGAUAGGUGCGCGGGAAUCGAUGUCUUUUAUAUGUCUAGUGAGUAAAUUGUUUAUUUUUUAUAUGUGUUAAUGAAAUUUUUGUUGAAUUUUAUAUGCGAGAGAGCUAGACGGGCCGCGCGUACUUGAGACGCGCCGCCGCGCGCCGGACGGCCGCCGGGACAAUCCGGGCCCGCCGGCGGCCCAGGAGAGAGUGACCGAAGAGAGAAGACAAGGUGAACAGAAAAACAGAAGGAAAGCAGGAGAGAGAAGAGGAGCCUGCAGGGAGCGCGCCGGGCUCCCGCCGGCAGAACCCCACCCCUACCCGGCCGAUCAGCCAGACCGACCGAGCCUACCUCGCGCGCCGCGACCGCCGGGCCGCCACGAGAGCGACAAUGCCAGAGAGUGAGACAGACAGAGAGCUGCCGCGGAGUGCUGGCAGGCGUGCCCCUACCUCGCCCGGCGGUCGGGCGCCGCCCGCGCGGUGGCGCCGGCGCCGGUCGGCCGUGCCCGCCGCUCCCUCAGGUCCGCUGCGCAGCCGGGCCGGCGCGGCCGGCCGCCGCCGCGCGCCGCCACACUGUAUCAUAGCUGCAUUCAGUACCCGUUCUCCGUUACUCUUUGCUUACAUGGUGUGUUGGGCGGCGGCGGCGCGGCGCGGGUACCGCCCGCCGGCGCCGCCGCCGUCCGCUGUAUCUGUUGGUGUACGGGCGCGGUGGCCGGUCCGCCGGCCCGCCGCGCCCCCCGUAUGCUACCGCUGCCGUGCAUGUACCUAUGUUUAUUGGUAUUUGAGUUGUUAGACUAUCGGUAGUUGCGCCCGGCCUUCUCGGGCCGGCCGCUGUGCGCCGGUACAAAGGCGGCCGCCCCGCGGCGCCGGCCACUCUGACCUCAGCGCUCUACCUCAGGCGCCGGCUGAGCGGGCCCGUGCGCCGCGCGCCGCGCCCUCCACCCCAGCAGUCGACUGUAACCUUCCGAGCUCACCGCUCCGUGGAGCGCCGGUUUCUGGCUGGACAAAUAAAUUAUUACGGUUGA
Amphibalanus amphitrite is the source of this 3514-nucleotide messenger RNA. Its product is annotated as insulin-like growth factor 2 mRNA-binding protein 1. Gene Ontology annotation, cellular component: cytoplasm; cytosol; nucleus. Gene Ontology annotation, biological process: nervous system development; regulation of gene expression. The transcript has 7 exons. The record is from RefSeq and is a predicted model, not a curated record. Gene Ontology annotation, molecular function: mRNA 3'-UTR binding. The coding region runs from base 131 to 1849 and encodes 572 amino acids. Lineage: Eukaryota; Metazoa; Arthropoda; Thecostraca; Balanomorpha; Balanidae.